Verruconis gallopava is the source of this 602-nucleotide messenger RNA. RefSeq lists its product as uncharacterized. The transcript is spliced from 4 exons. NCBI's taxonomy places the organism in Eukaryota, Fungi, Ascomycota, Dothideomycetes, Venturiales, Sympoventuriaceae. Bases 77 to 496 code for a protein of 139 amino acids. The record is from RefSeq and is a predicted model, not a curated record.
UCUCAGUCCCGGAUAGGUCCAACAAACGAAAAAGCAGCGCGAAGAGCACAAAAAGAUACAUGUGUACACGUCUAGCAUGAUGGCCUCCAAGACCGUUAUCAGAGCCCUCGACCACAUCGUGUUCACGGUCCGGUCCAUCCCCGCCACCGUGAGCUGGUACACGCAGCACCUGGGCAUGCGCCACGAGGUCUUCCGCCCACCAGCUGACCCCUCCGUCGAGCGCCACGCGCUGGUCUUCGGCUCGCAGAAGAUCAACCUCCACCAAGCCGGGCGCGAGUUCGAGCCCAAGGCCAAGACGCCGUUACCCGGCUCCGCAGAUGUCUGCUUCCUGACCGAUACGCCGGUCGAGGAGGUGCUUGCCGAGCUGAGAAGCAAGGACAUCGAGGUCCUCGAGGGAGGCAAGAUCGUGGAAAGGACGGGCGCGGUGGGGAAGCUGAAGUCCGUUUAUGUUCGCGACCCGGACGAGAACCUGAUCGAGAUCUCAAAAUACGUGUGAAGGGACGAACUGUGGUGUUUGUUUCCGGAGGCGGGACUGCCGUUUUGAAUGGACGACUCUCAUGGCCAAAGCUUCACGUGACAGGCUGACUCCAGCCUUUUCGUUU